Messenger RNA from Hippocampus zosterae (dwarf seahorse), 1878 nucleotides. Its product is annotated as G-protein coupled bile acid receptor 1-like. Lineage: Eukaryota; Metazoa; Chordata; Actinopteri; Syngnathiformes; Syngnathidae. Bases 110 to 1159 code for a protein of 349 amino acids. Gene Ontology annotation, cellular component: membrane. The record is from RefSeq and is a predicted model, not a curated record. Gene Ontology annotation, biological process: G protein-coupled receptor signaling pathway. The transcript has a single exon. Gene Ontology annotation, molecular function: G protein-coupled bile acid receptor activity.
CGCUCUCACUUGAAUUGCGGCGUCGUUGUCUAAAGUGGUGUGACUUGGGCGUCCCGCAGGGUCAUCGCAUAUUGAUGGGAGUGCAGCUGCUGCGUUCACAUCCCCAACGAUGGACUGCGGCGAGCCUAGCGCUCUGCUCAACCGGGAACACCUCAUCUACGCCAUCACGGUCCCGCUGUCGGCAUCUAUCAUCCUGGCCAACCUGGUCAUCAUCUUGGGGAUCAUGUGCAACCGCCAGCUCCACAACACCCCCAACUACUUCUUCCUGAGCCUGUUAGUGGCGGACCUGUGCACGGGCGUGGCUCUGCCUUUCAUACCUCUGAUGGGACUGAACCGCGAGCUGAGCUUCGGCUCCUGCCUGGUGGCGCACAUUUUCCCAAACUUCCUCUUCCUGGCGUUUCUGCUCAACCUUGUGAUGGUUCACUACGAGCGUUACAUCUGUAUCGCGGAACCCUUGCACUACAGCAAUUUGUGGAUGCACCGAAGUUUUCCCCUGGCUCUGCUGCUAGUAUGGGCGCCGCCGCUUCUGUACGCGUCGCUGCCCGCCUUCGGCUGGAACAACUGGACCGGCCCGGACUGGAACGGCUGCUGCGCGCGUGGCCAAAAGUUGAGCCGCUCGUCAAAUUGUUCCACCAAUGUCACCGCGUGCUGCUCAUACAGACGCGUGUUCCCCAACGCCUUCAUCUACCUGGAGGUCUACGGUCUCGUCCUGCCUGCCAUCCUCACCAUUGCCGCCAUGACGGGACGCGUGCUGUGGAUCACGCGGGGCCAACUGAAGGACAUCUGCCGGCUCCAUCGCUCGGUGGAGCGCGGCCAGCCAUCGGACCGGGAACAGCGGCUGAACAUGCGCUACACUCGCUGCGUGGUGGCCGUGUCUCUGACCUUUCUUGCAUGCUGGGUUCCUUACCUCAUCUACAUGCACGUGUGCAUUGCCUUCUUGAUCAGCGACACCAAAUGGAACUCCAACACACUCAUCGUACUCUCAUGCACCGGUAUCGGCAGUAUGGCUGUGGUGCCGCUGGUGUUGGGCCUCGCCAACAGGCAGUACACAGAACCGGCGUACAAGCUGCAACAGAAACUUCGAGACAGGUUGAGUCGGAAGAUGCGGACUUCAAGAGAGCCUGAAGUGAGGGAAAAUACCAAUGACAAUCUUGAGUAGCUCCUGUUCAGAUGCAGCUAUAGACAUACAUUAUUCAUGGUAAUCUUUGGCUUUCGUUUGAAAACAAUUGAAAGGUUCAAAGGCAUAAGACAUCUCCGUUUUUUGUCAAUUAAAUAAAAGGAUUUUUUUUUCAUUUCCGAUUCCAGGAAAGCUAAUACGGAAACUUUGAUUUAAUAAAAACAACUUCCAAAGCAGUUUUAGAGGUCAGUUUAUCACAAAGCUAAACAAUUUCAUGAAAAGAUUUCAAAAUGUUUACAAAACACAAGAAGUUCGCCCAAAUAAUGAGUAUUAUGCUGGAAGCAAUGGCAACGUGAACUUUCGCCUCCGGAUAUCCGCCCGAGUUUGAUCAUGGGAGUUGUGUAAUGUGUGUUUGCUUCAUUCUUGCCCCACUAUCCUCUGACUGAAAAAAAAAAGCCUGAACAUUGCUAGUCAACAAACAAUUGACUAAAACAACCAGUGUGUUGUUUGUGCUAGAAUUCGGGCAAAUGCUAUUGCUAGCUUGUUUGGAGCCAACAGCUGAAAAUAAGUAGCUUCAAAUUUACGCUAGGCAGAUAUGACAACAAUUCGACAUCUUUUUUGUCAAAAACGUUUUUAUUCCUCUCACAUUUAAGUGUACACAUUGUAGUUAGGUUUGAUGGGAAAAAUUUCCACCAGUUCCAGUCCAUUUUGAAAAUCCCUGCUGUACAGUACUGGAAACUCAGAAGCAAGAACUCCGUUUU